Molecule: messenger RNA, 1250 nt
Organism: [Torrubiella] hemipterigena
Lineage: Eukaryota; Fungi; Ascomycota; Sordariomycetes; Hypocreales; Clavicipitaceae
Source: the annotation of a GenBank genome assembly
CGUGAACAUUUAAAGUAGCCUCUUCCUACCACAGUCUUGUCGCAGCUUCACAAGUUCCGCAACUCACGCCAGUUUCUUGAAUCGGCAUUUAAUAUGGCAGCAUCGAAUAGUGUACUCAGAAUUGCGCAGGAUGAAGACAAACAAUUGUUCAUCCUGCUUCAUCUCAAGUCGAUUGGCGCAAAGGCUUUAGAUCUUAAGCUUGUCGGGACAGAAGGAGAAGCGCCUUAUGUUGCAACCAUUAAACAUGAUAAGGCUGUUGCCCUCAAGGCAAAGAACGCUACCAUUAGUGAUGACGAGUGGCUAGCUAUCCUACAGAACAUUUUCAGUCAGCUUCCCACGCCAGACAUACACGCUACAGCGGCAGUUCAAAGCGAGUCAACAGUUACAAUUACUAUUCGAAAACAGGUGCAAGGCAUUUCACAACGACUCGGUGCCAUUAUGCUCAACUACGAACCAGAAGAAGCCAUUGAGCUUUUUGAGUGGUGUGGAAAUACCGCCGAAAAAGUGUCAACUACCAAAGCUGAAGCUUCAGAGGCUACGACAAAGCUGACAGAACUUGAGAAUGUGGUUGACGACCUCAAACGCCAGCUUCGUGAACUCAUCCAGGCUAAAGAAACCGAUGAAGCAAUCAUGCUACAAAAGUUCCGCGAUGUAUUGAACGAGAAGAAAGCAAAAAUACGAGAACAACUGACAAUCAUGGCUGAUGGCACUUUAAAACCUGGGCCCCCACCUACCAUUCCUGAACAGACUGAAGAAACAACGGUGUCGUCAAGCGCUGAACCCAAGAAGUCCCGCCCAGCGAAGAGGAAAGCCCCAACACGGGCUGGCAUUAGGACCCGAAGGGCUACAACCAAGGAAGUUGAGAGCGAAGAUGAGGAACAGGAAUCUGCUGCUAUACCGGCCAUCAAGUCUGAGCCGCAAGACUCGGAUGAUGAUGGCAACACAACGGAGCGAACGGCAUCAACCGCCAGCGGAGACGAGGACGAAGAAAUGAAGGACGGUGUUCCUUUGGCCACCAUACCAGAGCCACAGCCAGUAGAAACGGCAAAGAAGACACCCUCAGCACCGCCGCCAAAGCGCGAAUUGCCAUUCAUAAAUCGGAAAACAACUGCACCACCAAAAACUGCGGCAGAGGACACAGACUCUGACGAUGAGCUAUGAGGGAUCGACGGUCAAUGUCAUUUUAUAAGCUUGAAGUCUUUAAAGAAUUAUAAUAUAGAGGAAUCUGAAUUUAUGAAUGACUUUUAUUA